AUCAUAGUCGAGGAACUUCAAGAAAGUUUAUUAUUCGUAUGGAUUCUGGCAUUACGAUACUGUAUUACGGCUCGAAUAGUGUACGUUCUGAAAUAGGAGCAGUGAGUUAGUUUAUAAUGGAAGGAGGUGGAGUACUUACAGCAGAACGCAGUCCUGCUCGUGCGAAUCUGCAUGUAGCUUUCAGUGAAAAGGGUGAGGUAAAGGAACGCAGGGAAAAAUUCUUAACAGCCAAGUAUGGGUCUCAUCAGAUGUCUCUUAUCCGUAAAAGACUUGCAGUUGAAAUGUGGCUCUUUGAUGAGCUAGAAAAACUAUAUGAAACAGUUAAUGAAAAUGGUAAAAAUCGGGAAGUUGAAAUAGAUAUAGAUGAACUUCUUGAUAUGGACAGUGAUGAUCAUAGACGAAGAUUUUUGCAGGAGUUAUUGGUUGAUACAAAGAAACCACCACAUGAUGUAAAUAAAUUCAUUAACGAUUUACUUGAAAAAGCUAAAACACUUUGAAGAACUUCCGCGUUCUUCUUAACACUUACGUGUUUGCAAGGACUUUUUUGAAGCAUGAACAAAUUUGCUCAGAUUUUGGGACGAGUCAAAGACAUAUUCAAGCCUUAAAUGAGUCGCGCGCAUACGUGACUUAAAUGCCAAUUUAUCAUUAUACUUGGAUCGAACAUAAUGGGGAAAAGAAAAUGAAAAAAAAUCUAAUCCAUCAAAUGACUCUGCACAUUUUUAUUCUAGCGUAUAUUAUUUCAUAUUGAAAUCGUAAGCAUUAGUAUCUGACUUAUCUCAGUACAACGGCUAACUUUGUUAGUUAUUUAUGUGCGCAUCGCAUAUCAAAUAAUAAAUCUCACAGUACACGGAACUGCCUUGCUGUACGAUCCAUCCAGUGUGAUGUAUAGUAGAAAACGUUUGUUCUUCUAUACUCUAGUUUUGUAUGCAUUCUAUACUCCAUUGUUCGUAGUAAUAUUUAUGUUAUUAGGGGAUGAUUAACUAACAAAGAUACUUCCAAAACACUGUAACUAUAUCAAAUAAUUUCUAUGCAUAUCCUAAGUUCAUUGAAUUGUCACGACUGAGGAUAUGAUUGGGUUUGAAAUGAUUAAUAUUUUUUAUGUUGUAGCGAAUUAAUACAAACUUUUUUUUUAUUUAUUGUAGAAGAUACUUUAAGGGGGCAGAUAUGCAAAAUUUCGCAUCGAAUGCUUGUAUGAAUUUAAAGGGGGAAAAAAAAGAAAGAAACGAAAAAAAAAAAAAAAAAUGAUGGAAUCUGUUUGAUAAUAUAAUAAAAGCGUGUAUGUUUCAGAUGAUAUUAUCACUGGCAUAGUAAUAAUUAAAACGUGGAAAUGACACCUAUCGUUGCUCCAGUACCGAAUCAGUAUUGAAAAUUAUCGUGAAGCAGAAAUUAACUCUGCCGUAAGUUUGUCAUUUUGCUCCUCUUUUUUUUUGGAUAAUUGUUGAUUGAAAUUUUUCAAAGUUCUUGUUAAGUCGUUAAUUAAAAAAAAAAAGAAGAAUGAAGGAAAAACCAUAAAAACAUUCCUACAUUUAGAAAGAUAUUAAAUUCUUUAUAUUGUAACGACGAUGUAGUGAUGAUUUUUUAAAUUACUUUGUUACUUAUAUAAUCAUGUUGUUAAUUUUCAAGAUUUUAAAUUUCUAUUUAUAGACGUGUUAUACUCGUUUAAAUGAUCGGUCGAUCAUCUUUAAUGAAUCUUUAAUAGAUCAAUUCGCGUAUUUGUCUCGAAAAAGAAAGAACAAAUGGAAUGAAUGUACAAGUCCUCUGUUCUGACGGCCUCGUUUGGAUAAAAUAAUUGUAAAUGCGUAGAAUUAUUCGUGUGUAUCUAUAUGUAGUACAAAUUAGCGUUUGUGUUAUGAAAAGAAAAAAUAAUUCACCGUCGCAACAGAGUGCAAUCAUAGGUGACAUUUAUACGAUUUACCGACAGUCAUUUAACAUACGAGCUAUCGUGUAAAAUGUAUCCACAGUUACUGUAAAAGAGGAAGGGAGUGAAUUUAACGCAAACUUCCGGAUAAACCCAAAGGAUCUCUUGCACCGAUGUAUCUCGCAUUAAUUACUUAAAACCAAAAAUGAAAAAAAAAGACUGCACAAGUGGAAUUUACCUUCCUCUUAGACACCAUAUAUUAUAAUAUAGAUGCGUACAGAAAUCACAGUAAGUGGCAAAACAGGAUGGAUAAGAUGGAUAUAUUAUCGAAGAUCGAAUACACAGUAUCGGAUGUUGAACGGGGAACCAAAAAGUUUUCUGUUUAUGCUGGACAAAAACGUAAAAAGCAAUACCUGUAUGAUGUGAUUACUUAAAACUAUAUAUUCACGUGAAAGAAAAAGGAAAGAAAUGGCUAGAAGAACUCUGUGGCUACCUCGUACGCCAUAUUUCUAGUGCUAUUAAUCCCCAUUCAAAGAACAGACAAAAAAAGAAGAAGAAAACGUGGAGAAACAAGAAUGAUUUUAUCCAAGCAAAGACUUAGUGAAUCACUAUCAUUUUACGAGAUAUAUUUGAGUGUACAGAGAUUCACAGCUGCCAUUUGUCUUUUGGCAAAAAUGUGAUCUUUGUAGACUUGAUCUGAGGGCAUAGAGAAAUGUGUUUAGAAUAUCUUUCUACUCACCCAUCCUUCAAACAAAAAAAUAUACUUCCAUUUAGGUGAAUAACGUGUAAUUAAAGGAGAAAAAAAGGUCUUGUCACUCAAUUAUAUAUAUUUAAAACUUUAUACGACAAAAUAUAUGUGAAUGUAUAAUUAAGAUUAGGGAAGUAAAAAACAAAAGUACUAUACAAUAAACCUUGAUCUCAUAAUAAAACGGUGCAAUCGUGACGUGUUCGUUCACUUUUGAUCAAGUGGAGUCAUAUGACUAUAUGACACACGUAUUUAGCGAUUGAUUUUUAUGUCGAACGAAGACGUCAGAAUCCAAUCAGAGUUUAUUGUACUAGAAACGAUACAAUCAAUUGGUGCACUUGUGAUUUAGUGUUGUACAACGGUAUGCGACCUUCGAUAGAAUUAUGUUCAUCGAAUCGGCACGUAAAAUGGAGAAGAGGAAAAAAUACAAGAAGAUUAUGAAGUUUUUAAAUUUUAUCACCAGAAAACAAUGUCGCUGUAGAAACCGGCUCCUUUCUUCUUUCAUCCUGCGUUAUAAAAUAAAAACGUGGAUCAAGUGCUUUGCGUGUAAUGCUCGUUGGCAUGUGAAGAAUGUUUCGUAAUAUAUAUGUAUCGUUCCGGCUUCGUGUCUUUAAAAAAAGAAAGGCGUAGGAAACUCGUGUGUAAUUGGUAUGAUGCGAUUUCAACGUUAUUCUCUCGGCGAGUCGUGUUUUGCAAGAAAUGCGUGGAAUACAUUAAUGUCUCGAAGAAAAAGAGGAAAACACGAUGAAAGACGUAAAUUUAUAUCCGUAAAAUGGCACUGGAAUUUCUCAUCCUCGUGUGAAUGUCUUGGAAUGUUAAUGUUGUAAUACUGAAUCAAAUUAAUCCAUAAUACUCUUAAGUAAGAGGGGAAAGCACUUUUACACUGACGAAAUAAAAUUGAAACUUCCGCGAUGAAAAAAAAAAAA
This is a messenger RNA of Bombus pascuorum, 3529 nucleotides long. Its product is annotated as protein phosphatase 1 regulatory subunit 14B. Gene Ontology annotation, cellular component: cytoplasm. The record is from RefSeq and is a predicted model, not a curated record. Lineage: Eukaryota; Metazoa; Arthropoda; Insecta; Hymenoptera; Apidae. The transcript is spliced from 5 exons. Bases 117 to 497 code for a protein of 126 amino acids. Gene Ontology annotation, biological process: regulation of phosphorylation. Gene Ontology annotation, molecular function: protein serine/threonine phosphatase inhibitor activity.